Messenger RNA from Saprolegnia diclina VS20, 964 nucleotides. RefSeq names its product RarD protein. The transcript has a single exon. The record is from RefSeq and is a predicted model, not a curated record. Lineage: Eukaryota; Oomycota; Saprolegniomycetes; Saprolegniales; Saprolegniaceae. Gene Ontology annotation, cellular component: plasma membrane. Bases 1 to 930 code for a protein of 309 amino acids.
AUGCGCACUGGCAUCCUCCACGGCGUGCUCGCGUUUCUCUUCUGGGGCUUCAUGCCCAUCUACUGGAAGCAAGUCGAGUCGAUUCCGGCCGUCCAGCUCGCACUGCAUCGUAUCGUCUGGUCGCUUUUGAUCCUCGUGCUCAUUUUGGUUGGCACUGGUCGCUGGUCCGACUUUCGAGCGCACGCCCGCGGGUCGCGCAUCAUUGUCAUCUACACGAUCGCGAGUAUCUUUGUCUUUGCGAAUUGGGCGCUCGACAUUUGGGCGGUCAACGCCGGCUUCAUUGUCGAGACGAGCCUCGGGUACUUUAUCACGCCGCUCUUCAACGUACUCUUUGGCGUUGCGCUCUUCAAGGAGCGGCCCCGUGUCUGGCAGUGGAUCUCGAUCGCGUUGGCGACGAGCGGCGUCCUUGUCUGUGCGAUCGACAAUGGCACGUUUCCGUGGGUCGCCCUCUCGCUCGCAAUCACGUUCUCGAUCUACAGCGUCGCCAAGAAGCAAGCGCCGCUCAACGCGCUCUACGGCCUCACGCUGGAAACAGCCAUCUUGUUCCCGCCCGCGAUCGUGUACCUUGUCGUGCUCGAGAUCCAAGGCACGGGCGCGUUGGGUCGCGUCUCGGUCGUCGACAACUUUUUACUCGUGGGUUGCGGCGUGUGCACGAUCAUUCCGCUUCUCCUCUUUGCGUCGGCCGCCCAGCGCAUCUCGAUCAGCCUCCUCGGCAUGCUCCAGUACAUCUUUCCCAGCGUCAUGUUUGUGAUUGGCGUCGUCUUGUACAACGAACCGUUCUCGAUGACCAAGCUCAUUGGCUUUAUCCUGGUCUGGGUCGCCGUCGCCAUGUACUCGGUCGAGGAGUUUGUCUACUAUAAAAACCACCCCAAAGAAGCCGCGGUUGUCCAGACGCCGCGCGAUGACGUCACGCCGUUCGAGCGCGUAUGAAUAUAGAGAUAAAAUAUAUACCAGUUGAUGUGGA